AUUGUGUAGGGGAGCGCGGAGCUGCAUUUGUCUGCUCGAGGUGCUAGCCAGGCAGGCGCAGCCGUGGCCGGCUAGGGCUGGAAGUGUCAGCGGCGGCCGCGGGCCCGGCAGAAGGCCGAGUAGGAGGGACCACGCGCCGGGGGCCGCGAUCUCUGGCAGGGGGCGGUGUGCCAGCGGAGCACCAUGCACAUAGGCGCCCAGCGCCCCGACUACCCCUCCCGAGGAAAAGAGGCCGGGGCCGCGCUGGGGCGGCGGAGAGCAUGAGGGAGGCCCGGGGGCGGCUCGGCUUGGAGCGCUGCUAGGGAGCGGUGCGUGCCGCACACCCGCCUGGGCGCGGCGGAGGGCGAGGAGCCGGGCAGGUCGCGCCUGCGGGCGGCAGCCGACCGCCGGGAGCUGUUCUGAUUUCCGACGCGCACGCUAGGGGCCCGGAGCAGCCCCCGGCCCCGGCGCGCCGCCGACAUGGGCAACGCGGGGAGCAUGGAUUCGCAGCAGACCGAUUUCAGGGCGCACAACGUGCCUUUGAAGCUGCCGAUGCCCGAGCCAGGUGAACUGGAGGAGCGAUUUGCCAUCGUGCUGAAUGCCAUGAACCUACCUCCUGACAAAGCCAGGUUACUGCGGCAGUAUGACAAUGAGAAAAAAUGGGAACUGAUUUGUGAUCAGGAACGAUUCCAGGUGAAGAAUCCUCCCCAUACAUACAUUCAAAAGCUCAAAGGCUAUCUGGAUCCAGCUGUAACCAGGAAGAAAUUCAGACGGCGUGUUCAAGAAUCUACACAAGUGCUACGAGAACUGGAAAUUUCUUUAAGAACCAACCACAUUGGAUGGGUCAGAGAAUUUCUGAAUGAAGAAAACAAAGGUCUUGAUGUUCUAGUGGAAUAUCUCUCAUUUGCACAGUACGCAGUAACUUUUGACUUUGAAAGUGUGGAGAGUACUGUGGAGAGCUCGGUGGACAAAUCAAAGCCCUGGAGUAGGUCCAUCGAGGACUUGCACAGAGGGAGCAACCUGCCCUCACCUGUGGGCAACAGUGUCUCCCGCUCUGGAAGACAUUCUGCACUGCGAUAUAAUACAUUGCCAAGCAGAAGAACUCUGAAAAAUUCAAGAUUAGUGAGUAAGAAAGAUGAUGUGCAUGUCUGUAUCAUGUGUUUACGUGCCAUCAUGAAUUAUCAGUAUGGUUUCAACAUGGUCAUGUCUCAUCCACACGCUGUCAAUGAGAUUGCACUAAGCUUGAACAACAAGAAUCCCAGAACAAAAGCCCUUGUCUUAGAACUGUUGGCAGCCGUUUGUCUUGUCAGAGGCGGGCAUGAAAUCAUUUUAUCAGCAUUUGAUAACUUUAAAGAGGUUUGCGGAGAAAAACAGCGCUUUGAGAAGUUGAUGGAACAUUUCAGGAAUGAAGACAAUAACAUAGAUUUUAUGGUGGCUUCUAUGCAGUUUAUUAAUAUUGUAGUCCAUUCAGUAGAAGAUAUGAAUUUCAGAGUUCACCUGCAGUAUGAAUUUACCAAAUUAGGCCUGGAUGAAUACUUGGACAAGCUGAAACACACUGAGAGUGACAAGCUUCAAGUCCAGAUCCAGGCUUACCUGGACAAUGUUUUUGAUGUAGGAGCUCUACUGGAAGAUGCUGAAACUAAGAAUGCUGCCUUGGAGAGGGUGGAAGAACUGGAAGAAAACAUUUCUCAUUUAUCUGAAAAACUGCAAGACACAGAGAAUGAAGCCAUGUCCAAGAUUGUGGAACUGGAAAAGCAACUCAUGCAGAGGAACAAGGAGCUGGAUGUCGUUCGGGAAAUCUACAAAGAUGCAAAUACUCAAGUUCACACGUUAAGAAAAAUGGUCAAAGAAAAAGAAGAAGCAAUUCAAAGACAGUCUACCCUGGAAAAAAAGAUUCAUGAACUGGAGAAACAAGGGACCAUUAAAAUUCAGAAGAAAGGGGAUGGGGAUAUCGCCAUACUGCCAGUUGUGGCUUCUGGCACAUUGUCCAUGGGGUCAGAAGUGGUAGCAGGUAACUCUGUGGGACCCACAACAGGGGCCACUUCCUCAGGACCCUUGCCCCCUCCUCCACCACCACUGCCUCCCUCAUCAGACACACCUGAAACAGUGCAAAAUGGUCCAGUAACACCACCUAUGCCACCGCCGCCGCCGCCACCCCCUCCUCCACCUCCUCCUCCUCCACCGCCCCCUCCUCCUCCUCCUCUCCCAGGCCCUGCAGCUGAGACUGUACCAGCUCCUCCCUUAGCACCUCCCCUUCCCUCUGCACCUCCGCUGCCUGGAACAUCUUCACCCACAGUGGUUUUCAACUCAGGAUUAGCAGAUGGGCCAAUCAAGCUUUUCUCUGUGAAAAUUAAGAAGCCAAUCAAGACGAAGUUCAGAAUGCCAGUGUUUAACUGGGUUGCUCUGAAGCCCAAUCAGAUCAAUGGCACAGUCUUCAAUGAAAUUGAUGAUGAGCGAAUUCUGGAGGAUUUAAAUGUGGAUGAAUUUGAGGAAAUAUUCAAGACAAAAGCCCAAGGUCCUGCGAUUGAUCUUUCUUCAAGCAAACAGAAGAUACCACAGAAGGGAUCAAACAAAGUGACAUUACUAGAAGCAAACAGGGCCAAAAAUCUUGCCAUAACUUUAAGGAAAGCUGGAAAGACUGCUGAUGAAAUAUGUAAAGCUAUUCAUGUAUUUGACUUGAAGACACUGCCUGUAGACUUUGUGGAAUGCUUGAUGCGGUUCCUGCCAACUGAGAAUGAAGUGAAAGUGCUUCGGCUCUAUGAGCGGGAAAGGAAGCCUCUGGAAAACUUGUCAGAUGAAGAUCGGUUCAUGAUGCAGUUUAGUAAAAUCGAGAGGCUCAUGCAGAAGAUGACCAUCAUGGCCUUCAUUGGGAACUUUGCUGAAAGCAUUCAGAUGCUGACUCCUCAACUACAUGCGAUUAUAGCAGCAUCUGUCUCUAUAAAGUCGUCCCAGAAACUCAAGAAAAUUCUGGAGAUCAUCUUAGCCCUUGGAAACUACAUGAAUAGCAGUAAAAGAGGAGCAGUUUAUGGAUUUAAACUUCAGAGUUUAGAUCUGCUCUUAGAUACAAAGUCAACAGACAGAAAGCAAACACUGUUGCACUAUAUAUCCAAUGUGGUGAAAGAAAAAUAUCACCAAGUGUCCCUGUUUUAUAAUGAGCUUCAUUAUGUGGAAAAAGCUGCUGCAGUCUCCCUUGAGAAUGUUUUGCUGGAUGUCAAGGAGCUCCAGAGGGGAAUGGACUUGACCAAGAGAGAGUACACCAUGCAUGACCAUAACACGCUGCUGAAGGAGUUCAUCCUCAACAAUGAGGGGAAGCUGAAGAAGCUGCAGGAUGAUGCCAAGAUUGCACAGGAUGCCUUUGAUGAUGUUGUGAAGUAUUUUGGAGAAAACCCCAAGACAACACCACCCUCUGUCUUCUUUCCUGUCUUUGUCCGAUUUGUGAAAGCAUAUAAGCAAGCAGAAGAGGAAAAUGAGCUGAGGAAAAAGCAGGAACAAGCUCUCAUGGAAAAACUCUUAGAGCAAGAAGCUCUGAUGGAGCAGCAGGAUCCAAAGUCUCCUUCUCAUAAAUCAAAGAGGCAGCAGCAAGAGUUAAUUGCAGAAUUAAGAAGACGACAAGUUAAAGAUAACAGACAUGUAUAUGAGGGAAAAGAUGGUGCCAUUGAAGAUAUUAUCACAGCCUUAAAGAAGAAUAAUAUCACUAAAUUUCCAAAUGUUCACUCGAGGGUAAGGAUUUCUUCUAGCACACCGGUGGUGGAGGAUACACAGAGCUGAUCUUAGAAACCAACCAUACAGACGAGCCGAUGCGGUGAGGAGAAGCGUCAGGCGGCGCUUUGAUGAUCAGAACUUGCGUUCUGUUAAUGGUGCCGAAAUAACAAUGUGAACCUGAGACCGGCCUGCAUGAAUACAGGGUGUGCGUGAAUGAAACUGCCCACAUGAACUUUAUGUGCUACCAUUUAACUGCAGCCUUGAACACACAAAAAAAUAUUCUUAAGGGCUCAGAUUUAGCAAACACAAAAGAAUUUUAAAAUGAGCUCUCCUUUCAACCCUUGUUAACAAGUGCCUAAAAAUGGAAGUACCUGUUCAGAUUAAUCAAAGCAAUAGGAUUUGAUUUGAUUAGGUAUCUUUUUACACCAGUAUGUUAUUGUUUUUUUAACCAAAAUGUAAAGUUCUUAUUAAACUCAUUACCUGCCAUUGUGAUUGUCCCAUCAUGGCCCACCUGGUUUCCUGAUGUUGUAAAUAACAUCAAUGCAUCUGCUGUGGGUCCUUUGCUGAGAUGUCUUUGAAGGAAUUUUGUUUUAGCCAUAUCCAUCAACUUUGUAUUUUACUUGCAACUUGGAAGAAGGAAAAGUCACAUGAUGAAACUCCUUUUGUCUAUAACCAGGCCCUGGCAAAGUGCAAACAGGAUGCAAUUGCAGUGGCACAAAAGUCACUCAAUGCUUUGUUUCCAGUUUCACAUUCUGCUACUUCUGUGCUAGAGAAGGAUGCCCUGUGAGAGGCACUCACCGGUGUGAAUGUGGGGAUACAGUGUAGAAGACUUAUUUGCAGUACUGUGUUCUUCAGCUAGAGGCAGCUUUUUAAAUAAUGCAAGUGUAUUUAUUAGCAUUAAAAUUAACAUCUCAGUAAUCAGCAUUAGCAUUUCUGAGGACCAUUAUUAAUUCUGAGAACAGAAAUUGGUGCCUUGCAAGGAAGUUUACUAGCUCUAUCAACAAGCAUUCAAGGUUACAUCUGCUAGCAGAGUAGUGUUAGGAACCUGGCCUUAUUCUCCUCUGACAAUCGCAAUUUUUUCUUAUUUUUUGUAAAUUUGAGAAGAUACACUUGGCAUCGUGUAUCGAGGCUAACUUGUUCAUGCAUUUCCCAGACUGCUUAUGGAGAAUUGCAGUUUAAGUUGCUGAAAAGUAUUAACAUGGUAUGAAGCUUAAAUAAUACGUAAUGGGACUAGGCCUACUAAGCCACUGUUAUUUUUCCUUCCUCUCUGGCAGGGCACUUGAUCCAUUCCAAAGUCAAAAACUGGACUGAAGCUAAAUUUGUACUUUUCAUAAUAUACAUUCUGCUUCUGGCUUAUCUUCUUGGUACAUCAAUAUAUUAAUUGUAAAGUUUAUUGUAUAGUAUUUAACCGCUGAAGUUCCUAUUUUAUGUUGUGCUUAUGUGAACCCCUUGGUGAAGGUCCCUUUUCCUUGGAUGUGUAGUUAUAUGAUCUUUUUAAAUGUACAGAUAUUUUGCUAUAAAAUCGGUGCAGUUUUUUAUGGUUUUUACACUUCUCUUUAAUUCCCACCUAAGCCUCUGGGUAAUAUUGUAAAUAUUGUUUUAAAAUGCAUCAGCCUAUGCUAUACAAUCUGAAUGUUAUUUUAACUUAUAGUUUUUUUUUUAAUAUAUAUAUUUAACUACAAGGACAGUUUAGGGAACAAGUUACCUACCACAUUUCACUUUAGUGUACCUAUUUACAGAAAGAUUAAACUGCCACCUGCGGGCACAUUCCCAUAAAUGUGUACUUUAAAAAGAACAUGCCAAGAUUUUGUCUUUCUGUGGACUCAACAUUCACUUUGAUUAAAAAUAGCAAUUUGACCAAGUUGGACUUCCACUACAAAGCAGCUGUUUUCCAAAGUUCAAUGCUGACAUAUAUAUAUUAAAAUAAUUGCCUAUUUAUUAACCAUCUACAAACAGACAAUGUUGGCAUGUUCUUUUCUGUUUGUCUAUUAAUGGGCCUGCUUCUUAGCAAUAUUAGAAUGUUUUAUAAAAGCAAUUCAUGUUACUUUUCUGGUCUUUUCAUGGCAUAUGAGCAAAUAAACUAUUUACACUAC
Messenger RNA from Pongo pygmaeus (Bornean orangutan), 5774 nucleotides. It is a transcript of the gene FMNL2, whose product is annotated as formin like 2. Bases 460 to 3747 code for a protein of 1095 amino acids. NCBI's taxonomy places the organism in Eukaryota, Metazoa, Chordata, Mammalia, Primates, Hominidae. The record is from RefSeq and is a predicted model, not a curated record. Gene Ontology annotation, molecular function: small GTPase binding; actin filament binding. The transcript has 28 exons. Gene Ontology annotation, biological process: cell migration; regulation of cell shape; cortical actin cytoskeleton organization. Gene Ontology annotation, cellular component: cytosol.